Molecule: messenger RNA, 2148 nt
Organism: Cuscuta campestris
Lineage: Eukaryota; Viridiplantae; Streptophyta; Magnoliopsida; Solanales; Convolvulaceae
Source: the annotation of a GenBank genome assembly
CCAGAGAGAAGGGGAGGAGAAGCCAUGAAAGACAUGCUGGCAAAAGAAAGACAAACCAAAGAACACAACAAAUCCUCGCGCGAAGAACAAGGAUCUUCUUCAACCCUUCUGCCUACGUUUCAGGGAAUUUUUUGUUGUUGGGGAUGAGCAGAAAAAGGUUAUAAUGGUGGGGUCAGAUCAAAAUUGAGCCAGAACAGAUAUGGACACAACGAGAAGGAGUUGGUUGCAGAAGCUUCAACCGCGGAAUUCUUCGAGCAAGGAGAGUGAUUCGAUGGGGGCAGGAACCGAAGAAUCUAAGCAGUUAUCUGCUGAAGAAGCUUCAAACAUUACAAAGCAGAAGGUGGCUGCUGCAAAGCAAUACAUAGAGAAUCAUUACAAGGAGAAAAUGAGAAUUUUGCAGGAGAGGAAGGAGCGUCGAAGCGUGCUUGAAAAGAAACUUGCUGAUGCGGAUGUUUCAGAAGAAGAUCAGAAUAAUCUUCUAAAAUAUUUAGAGAAGAAGGAGACAGAAUUUAUGAGGCUCCGGAGGAACAAAAUGGGAGCUGAUGACUUUGAGCUACUAACUAUGAUUGGGAAGGGUGCUUUUGGGGAGGUAAGAAUUUGCAAGGAAAGAACAACUGAUCAUGUGUAUGCAAUGAAGAAACUUAAGAAAUCAGAAAUGCUUCGCAGAGGACAGGUCGAACAUGUCAAGGCCGAAAGGAAUCUGCUUGCAGAGGUUGAUAGUAAUUGUAUAGUCAAGCUGUAUUGUUCCUUUCAAGAUGAAGAGUACUUAUACCUCAUCAUGGAAUAUUUGCCCGGUGGAGAUAUGAUGACUCUACUUAUGAGGAAAGAUAUUUUAACCGACGAUGAGGCGAGAUUUUAUGUUGCAGAGACUGUUUUGGCCAUUGAAUCCAUCCAUAAACACAACUAUAUUCACAGAGAUAUUAAACCGGAUAACCUCCUACUGGAUAGAUAUGGGCAUCUGAGACUGUCAGAUUUUGGGCUUUGUAAGCCAUUAGAUUGCAGUACUCUACAAGAGAAGGAUUUCUCCAUGGGAGAUAAUAGUGGUGAAGCUUCAAGGUCCGAUGAUCACUCUCAAGCUCCAAAACGCACUCAGCAGGAACAGUUACAGCAUUGGCAAAAGAACAGGAGGACACUCGCUUAUUCCACUGUGGGUACACCAGACUAUAUUGCUCCAGAGGUUUUGCUGAAGAAAGGCUAUGGGAUGGAAUGCGACUGGUGGUCUCUCGGAGCUAUCAUGUACGAAAUGCUUGUGGGAUAUCCACCUUUUUAUUCUGAUGAUCCCAUGUCAACCUGUAGGAAGAUAGUGAACUGGAGAGCACAUCUGAAGUUUCCAGAAGAAGCGAAACUGUCCCCUGAAGCCAAAGACCUAAUCAGCAAACUACUUUGUGAUGUAACCAAGAGGCUUGGAUCAAAUGGUGCUGGCGAAAUAAAGGCACAUCCUUGGUUUCGUGGAGUCGAUUGGAAUAGAAUAUAUCAUAUGGAAGCUGCUUUCAUACCUGAAGUCACGGGCGAGCUCGACACACAGAACUUUGAAAAGUUUGAGGAGUCUGAAAUCCAAGCUCACUCCUCAUCAAGGUCUGGGCAAUGGAGAAAGAUGUUGUCCUCUAAAGAUGUUAACUUUGUGGGGUACACCUACAAGAAUUUUGAGAUAGUGAAUGAUUAUCAAGUUCCUGGAAUGGCAGAACUCAAGAAAACUUCCAAACCAAAGAGGCCAACCAUCAAGUCACUCUUUGAUGGAGAGUCAGAAACAUCAUCAGAAACUCACAGCCAUCAGUCCUAUGAUAGUACUAGGAACCUGUCUUCUUCUCCUCGUUCUGAAGCCUCUGAUAAGCACGGCGAGCUUGCCUGAUCCGGCGGGCCCCAACAGCGAUGGGGGUGGGUACUUAUACUGGAGCGGGGUCGGGGUUAACGUAACUUUUCCAAAGCUUAGGAAAAGAUUUGAGUGUCAGAGCGUCUUCAAAUACCCCGACACAAACGUUUGGGGACAGAAAACGACACUUAUUUGAAGAAUCCGUGCAACACAUGCAGCAGCAACUAUUCACAUUUGUUACCCUAAUUUUGCCAUCACUUUUUUUUCUCCUUUCAAGAUUUUGUACAUUUGUGUCCAAGAAAAUAACACUGAGUUUGAAGUAAAGAUCAGAAAUAUUG